AUGGAAAAGACAAGUUCUCAAGAUCAGUGUCCUUCAUCAGACUCUGUACACAGUGAAAGCUAUGGGAAUCAUGCACAAGACACGAAACCUGCUUUGUUUUUCGGCAGUCCAGAUUUUCCCAUCAGUGCACACUCUAAAAUAAGCCAAUCAACGAUGCAGGUUCCGUAUGCUCAUUCUGAUUCCUACUUCAGUGGAUUAUUUACUGCCUAUGGACCUCAUACUCUGAUUCAGCCUCAGAUGAUGGGGGCAUCCUCUGCUCGGGUCCCACUACCUGUUGAUCUGUCUGAGGAUGGUCCUGUAUAUGUCAAUGCUAAACAGUAUCAUGGAAUACUCAGAAGAAGACAGACACGUGCAAAGCUUGAGGCUCAAAACAAGCUUGUCAAAACUAGGAAACCUUAUCUGCACGAGUCUCGGCAUCGUCAUGCACUAAAUCGAGUAAGGGGAUCUGGUGGUCGCUUUCUCAGCAAAAAGCAGCCUCAGCUAUCCGACUGUCCAUACACUAAUAGCUCCCAGGCUCAGGCUCAGGUUCAAGCUCACCUAGACUCCCUUCAUUUCAAUCAGAUAGGAGAUACGCUGAAUGCUGAUGCACAUCAGAUUAAAGCGAACAAGCAUGACGUUCCCACUACAACCCGCACUGAAGGUACGAGGAUCGCCAGUGCUGAUGUCAUUUUCCCGCUGGCAGAAGGAAGGUUCCCGUCCCACAUGGCUGUUUCCAUGCAAGGUGGUAGUAACCUUGUAUACAGUGGAAAUAGGCAUUUUGCUUCCAUUGUCCGGUAA
Fraxinus pennsylvanica is the source of this 777-nucleotide messenger RNA. The record is from the annotation of a GenBank genome assembly. NCBI's taxonomy places the organism in Eukaryota, Viridiplantae, Streptophyta, Magnoliopsida, Lamiales, Oleaceae.